AAAUCAAAAUAUGGAUGCUUUGGUACAUUAGUAAUUUAAAGUCAUGUAUACAAAUAACAAGAACACAGUGGAAAGUAACAAUUAUUGAGAGCUUGUCUAAAUGAUGUCUAAAUGCGGUUGGUGGGAACUACUUUCUCUUCCGCCUAAGCGCAGGGGACACUCGUUCAAACCAAGACGCUGUGUGAUAUUUGUCAAAAAUGGAUGAUGUCACUCGUCAGAAAAUUUAUUUUAGAAUAACACUGAGAUUGUAACAGCACAAACAAAAUGUUUACGGUGCCAACGAAUGUCAAUGUUAUUUUAAUAUCUGCAAUAAGGGGGCAUUUUUUUCUGCAUUUAAAACACUUCCUUGUGGUCUACAUAACAUAAUAAUAAUAAUAAUAAUAAUAAUGGAUUAGAUUUUAUAUCGCGCUUUUCAAUGAUUAGAUACUCAAAGCGCUCACAGAGAAGUGGGAACCCAGCAUUCAUCCACACCUGGUGGUGGUAAGCUACAUUUGUAGCCACAGCUGCCCUGGGGUAGACUGACGGAAGCGAGGCUGCCAGUUUGCGCCUACGGCCCCUCCGACCCCUCCAACCACCACCUAUCAUUCAUUCACCAGUGUGAGCGGCACCGGGGGCAAGGGUGAAGUGUCCUGCCCAAGGACACAUCGGCAGCGAUUUGGAUGUCAAGAGGCAGGGAGCGAACCUGCAACCCUCAGGUUUCUGGCACGGCCGCUCUACCCAUUACGCCAUACCGCCCCCAACAUGUAAUGGUGGUUCUUUGCUCAAAAUGUAGCAUAGAUUAUAUUUUACAGGACGUCUUCAUGCCGCUUUCUGACCGUCUCUUCAGAAUGCACCGUUUUGUUGGCGGUUUUAUUUAUGUGUCUCCACCUCGACUGAGUCUUCUCCCCAUUGCCACGUUGUAGUUUUUAGCGCUUACAUAUUGUGUUUACUGACAGAUAUAAGUUCAAACUAUAUGCUAUUUUGUAUUAGAAAUGGCAACAGCGGAGCCAGUCUGCCCCACAACAAGAGGAUAGAGAAAAAGAAGGAACUUAUUGACUUCAACAUCGGACUACAAUGGUGGACUAGCGCAACGAUCGUCACCAAUAGGAAAAACAUCACAAAUUGGGCAAAUUCCAAACGGCUACUUUGGAGGAAGUAUGAAGGAGGGCAAGAUUGUUUUAUAAAUAUCUCCGCCCUACCUCCAUGGUUUGUUUUUACAUUUUUGAGUCUUAUGCAGAUUCCCAAACACACAAAAACAGGUACCAAUAAGUAAGAAAAGUUUUGCAUAAUAGGCCCCCUUUAAGUUUACUUCACAGUAUAGUGGAAUUUUUAAAACAUCUUGCAAGACUUCAGCUUAUACUGUGAGUAUAAACUGGAUUGUUUUUAAGUUUUACUAUAUGGAGUUUAAGAAUGAUAAAACGAUACUGAACACUCGGCCUGUACAGUUUAAACAUGUUAAGAUGAUGACAGCUUGACCCUGGAACAGAUUAUCUAUAUUGCUUUUGUGGAAAAACUGUUGCAAAAUUUGAUUUAAACGUUAACCACCAUUUAACCUCAGACGUUUCACUGAACAGGCCAUCCUUUGAGGUAUAUUUUCCGGUAAAGUUAAAGUACCAAUGAUUGUCACACACACUAGGUGUGGUGAAAUUUGUCCUCUGCAUUUGUUCACCCCCUGGGAGGUGAGGGGAGCAGUGGGCAGCAGCGGUGCCACGCCCGGGAAUCAUUUUUGGUGUUUUAACCCCCAAUUCCAACCCUUGAUCCUGAGUGCCAAUCAGGGACGUAAUGGGUCCCAUUUUUAUAGUCUUUGGUAUGACUUGGCCAGGGUUUGAACUCACAACCUACCGAUCUCAGGGCGGACACUCUAACCACUAGGCCAUUGAGUAGGAUAAAUAUAAGCUUCAUUUCUUCCAACUGCUUUACAGACAUGUUGAUUUGUUCAAAUAUAAACACGUGAUGUUCCAUAAUGUAACUUGCUAAUAAACAUGUUUAAAAUAAUACCCGUGUUUGGAACAAAGAAAAUAUUGUAUGAUUGUCUUCCAAAUAAGCACCGACCUGAUCCGACUCCACUUGCAGACUGGACGAGGCUUUGUUGAAGACGUGGUCCCACCAGUGGAAGGUAAACUGCUCUCCUUCCUUGUGGCCCACCUGGAAGAAGACAGCGCGGGUCAGAAGACGCCGUGCACACACAAGGGUAACAAAAACUUGUGGGUAUCAUCCAACACUCACUCCUCCCUUGUCACAUUUCACUUUGACUUUAAUGGCUUGUGAUAAGCCGUCCUCCUUGCGCCCGAGUCCUUUGCCUGCACAUGCAACACAUGUAGUGGUUGUGGCUAUAAUGAUGAAAUGAGACAACAUAUAAUAUCUCACCGUGUUCCCACCCAUGGCGCUUAAGUUGCUCUUCUGCAAACUUCAAGCCACGUCCUUUGUCUUGCACUGCCUCUGCCAUCUACAUGAAGAAGAUUGGCUGACUUAUUGAGCAAAGCAGCGUUUUUGCUAAAGCAGAUAAUGUAAACGUCUCUAAUAAAUUUCAAAACAUCUGUUGAGUGCAAUUAUCAGGGAACACAAACUACUAUGACAUUGGUGCGUUUGGUGUCAGUCACUCUGGCUCAGCUGCAGCUAGCUAGCUGGAGUUGACUGCCAAGUUUCGGGCAAUCGGGACUCCAAAUGUGACUUUUUACUGCAAUUAUAUUUUUCUGUAAAAAAAGGAGAACUUGGGAAAUAUCGGAGAUCGUUUUUGUUCGACAGGCUAUCACGUCUGAGAGGUACGUGCUAGCAUAGCUACUGUAGCUUCAUGAUAGUAGCACUACACUAUAUGAUAGUGACACUACAAAGCUCACCAACUGGUACACCAAAGGGUCAAAUAUUUGCUUCAACUCUUCAGUAUUUUUUAAGUGUUCAAAUCAGACACCAUGUGUCUAUUUAAUGAAAAACUACCACAAAAUAGCAUAAAGACAAUGGCCACACUGCUGAAGUGAAGCUGAGUUUUUUCUUAAACAAAUGAAAUGCUGACAGUCAUAAAUUAAAAACACAUAUCUCAGCUUUGUUUUUGUAAAGUAGUCUUCAUAGUGAUAAAAAGUUGGAGACCUGCUCUAUCAUAAAAACUGAACACUGACAUUAAAGUUUUGAAGUUAAGCAGGAUCUAUGUCUGUAAAGAAAUAUUUAUAUUUUUGUUAUGUUACAUUCACUUAAAAAUAUACAUUUUAUUAAUUUAAUUUUGUCACAAUUUUUUUUUUACAUUCUUUUACCAUACAUUUGUAUACUUUCAAAACCUGUGCAGCUUUUUACAUUCUGGUUGAAGUCAAAUAUUAUAAAAAAUAACGUGUUUAGAUUGUAGGUUUAAUCGAUGCCACUGGACUCUUCUUAAACGUCUUCAACCCAAAAAAUAAUCCAGUUGCCCCCUUAUAAAACUUAUUUCACAGAAAUAACUCGCCCUGCAAAAUGUCAUUUGAUUAAUUUUCAGAGCGUUGGCCACCCUACAAGCUUUCUUUUACGUUAUCUUUAUAGUUUAUUUUUUUCAGCAGAUUUGAAUUUGUAUUGAGCACAUUUUAGUGUUUGUGAACCACUGAGAUUAUGCUGGCUGCUAUCGUAACAACACGGCAUUAGUUAAUGUGUACGCUGUACGGCGAGCAACACAUAAUUGCCACAACAACAAAUGUAGACUUUUUAAAGCUAACAAUCUUGAGUGUCAUUCAAGCUUUGCAAAACCAAUGCAGAAAAGCGGUUUUAAAAACAACAACAUUCAAACCUUUGUAGAAGUCUGACACGCGGAAUUAACAGGAGGCUGCCAUGACCCGGAAAUACGUCAAUGUAUACUUCCGGGUUUCUUCCUCUUUUUCUUCUUCUUCUUCUUGAUGAAACCCUACUCUAUAUUAUUUUAUUUAACCCAUCCAUCCAUUUCCUACCGUUUGUCCCUUGGCCGCAAGGGGUGCUGGAGCCUAUCUCAGCUGCAUUCGGGCAGAAGGCGGCGAUACACCAUGGACAAGUCGCCAUCUCAUCGCAGGGCCAACACAGAUAGACAGUAAAAAGGGGUGCUGAAGCCUAUCUCAGCUGCAUUCGGGCGGAAGGCGGGGUACACCCUGGACAAGUCGCCAGAAAACAUUCACACUAGCAUUCACAAUCACACAAUUUUUAGUGUUGCCAAUCACUCCAAGUGACCCUGGCUACAGCUGUCACGCCAAUUUUCUUCCCAUUACAAAAACCUUCCUAACCCCCAUUUACUUCCGGGGUCAUUUCCGCUUACUUCAGUUCCUCUUACUUACGUCAUUUCCUCUUACGUCAUUGACAGCAUCGAUAAAUCAACAUCUCCUGAAAAUGUAUUUUGGGUUAGGGUUAGGGUAUAUAUGUAUUUAUAUAUGUAUAUAUGUAUAUAUGUAUUUUCUAACCUUGGAGGCCUAACAUUUUUGCUAUUGUGUAACUACAGCAUUGAUAGGAUUCCUGUUGCUCUUUCAAACUUCCACAAACAAGCCCUUCUGGCAUGGUCUCUUAUAUACAAGCACAAUUUCUCACCUACCAAAUACUUCAUUUGGAACAAUAAAGAUAUAUGUUUCAAAAGGAAAUCUCUUUUCCUCAACAAUUGGUUCAACAAUGAUAUUAUUUUAGUGAGUCAGCUUUUCAAUAAGGAAGGUCAACUUUUUAAUUACCAAGAAUUUGUCAACCACUUUAAGGUCCCUGUGACUCCCAAACAAUUUGCCAUUGUAUUUGAUGCCAUUCCAACGGGUGUUGUUAUGUUGUACAGGGCUUACUCAUCUCCUCUUUCUGCUGUAAAAAUUGUGAAUGAUCCACUUGACACUCCUGUGGGGAAACUUUGCUUUGAUCAGAAAAAUAACAGAAAAAUCCGCAGCUUAUUCCAAAAUGAUUGUGUGUCUGUCUCCUAUGUAAUUGCGCUCUGGAAUAAUAUUGUGAAUGACAUCUGCUGGGUCAAAACAUGGUCCCUUCCUAACAGGUAUUUACUUACCAACAAAGUCAAAGAGAUAUCUUUUAAAAUCAUUCAUCGUUAUUACCCUGUAAAGACUGUGAUGGUUAGAUACAAGAAGGACAUUGAUGUUACCUGCACCUUAUGUAACAUGCAUCCAGAGACUGUUUACCACCUGUUUUGGACUUGUGAAAGCACUCGAUCACUAUGGCAGGGCAUCUGUCGCUUCAUCCUGGACAAUAUUCAUGACAAAUUUGUGCUUUGUUUUAAAGAUGUGAUAUUUGGUUUUACACUAUAUGAACAAAAAUUUGAAAAGGAAUUUUACCUUUGCAACCUCAUUAUACUAUUGGCUAAGUUUUAUAUUCAUAAAUGUAAGUUUCUUAAUACCCGACCUGUCUUUUGUGCCUUUAAAAAAGAGUUAGAACUGUACAUUAAGACACUCUCUACCUCUAGCAACCAGAAAGCUGUGAAGACGAUUAUGCUGUGUUCCAAAUUUGAGUUGUUUACUGAAAUUGAGUGAGCCUAUGGCUUUGCACUUUGUUUAUAUUAUAUAUAUGUUUUUUUUGCAUUCUAUUUUAGUUACUUUGAAUUUAUAACCCCCUGGCGCUGCUUUUUAUUCUUUUUGUACUGUUUUGUACUACUUUUGUACUUA
Molecule: messenger RNA, 5543 nt
Organism: Entelurus aequoreus (snake pipefish)
Lineage: Eukaryota; Metazoa; Chordata; Actinopteri; Syngnathiformes; Syngnathidae
Exons: 2
Coding region: 4320-5411 (363 amino acids)
Source: RefSeq, a predicted model, not a curated record